Parastagonospora nodorum SN15 is the source of this 258-nucleotide messenger RNA. RefSeq lists its product as hypothetical. Lineage: Eukaryota; Fungi; Ascomycota; Dothideomycetes; Pleosporales; Phaeosphaeriaceae. The record is from RefSeq and is a predicted model, not a curated record. The transcript has a single exon. The coding region runs from base 1 to 258 and encodes 85 amino acids.
AUGAAACUCGCGACUACCACCGUCACCACCGCUGCCACUGCGGCUCUUCUUGUCUCCAUGGUCUCCGCUGGUCCAAUCGGCUACGGUAUCUGCCAGGCUGGAUGCUCUGCUGUCGUCAUGGCAUGUUACUCCGCCGCCGGCUUCACUUGGGGCGCUGUGCUCGGUGCAACUGCUCCCGCUACUAUCGUUGUUUGCAACACCGCAUCCGGCACGUGCCAGGCUGCCUGUGCGGCUGUCUUGCUUGGACCGACGCCCUAG